Molecule: messenger RNA, 259 nt
Organism: Nilaparvata lugens (brown planthopper)
Lineage: Eukaryota; Metazoa; Arthropoda; Insecta; Hemiptera; Delphacidae
Product: U4/U6.U5 tri-snRNP-associated protein 2-like
Exons: 2
Coding region: 38-250 (70 amino acids)
Molecular function (GO): zinc ion binding
Source: RefSeq, a predicted model, not a curated record
UCACCGCCUGUGUCCCUAUUGGACACAAUAAAUCGUCAUGUUUUGGACUUUGAUUUUGAAAGCUCUGCUCAGUGUCAUUAUCAGAAUUAAUGUGUACGCUUGUCUAGUGUGCGGAAAAUAUUUCCAAGGUAGAGGAAUGAACACUCAUGCCUAUACUCACAGCGUGGCCGAAAGCCAUCAUGUCUUCCUGAAUCUUCUAACACUGAAAUUCUAUUGCUUACCUGAUAAUUACGAAAUUGUUGGUGAGUAAAGAACGCAA